Messenger RNA from Caenorhabditis elegans, 2796 nucleotides. It is a transcript of the gene Y34B4A.4, whose product is annotated as Rap guanine nucleotide exchange factor 1. Lineage: Eukaryota; Metazoa; Nematoda; Chromadorea; Rhabditida; Rhabditidae. Bases 5 to 2638 code for a protein of 877 amino acids. The record is from RefSeq and is marked reviewed. The transcript is spliced from 19 exons. Gene Ontology annotation, molecular function: guanyl-nucleotide exchange factor activity. Gene Ontology annotation, biological process: small GTPase-mediated signal transduction.
AGAGAUGUCAAAGGAAAUCGACAUUUCAAUACGAUACUUGGAAAAUGUUCUUUCAACCAACAAUUCCACAUUGAUUCUCAGCAGCACAGCUGCUGUUCUUGAAGCUGUAUCGAAGAAUUGUGAUACAACAAAUGGAGAACUCAAAAGAUCUAUUAUUUCACUUUUACGCAUAAUCGACAAGAAAUGUUUCUUGAACCAAGACGUUGACGUCAACCAAAUUAAAUUUUCCCUUCAAGAAGUCGGAAAGCUUUCCACAAAAUAUCCAAAGUCUCAUCAGAAACCAGGAAACGAAGUGAAAGUGAAAACAAAUGCCGAGUUCCGGGAAAUUGAAACCGUUCCUAAUCCGGAUGAGGAGAACAUUGACAAUCUGCUUAACCAGUUGAAUUUGAAAAAAGUUCCCAGCUUUUCCCCAGCUUUCCCAGAUAUUGGUGAUGACUCAGAUGAUGAAAAUGGAAUAACCACUAAACAAAAAGAGGAAGAACGAGCUGAGCAACAUGGCCAGAAGGUGUGUGAAGAAGAAGUGGUAAAGCUACCGGAUGGACGGGAGAUCAGAAUGAAAAAAACUAAAACUGUAAAUGUAAAACAAACCACGAAACAUGUCACGAUUUCCACAAAAAGUGCAAAUAUGCCGGAAGUGAGCAGAACGUUUAUGAAUGCUAGACGAGGAUUUGAUGAAGAUGAAGAGGAGGAAAACACUAACUUCGGAUCAAGUAACAUGCGUGGUGGCGAUCCAUUUGAACGUUUUCGAUCUAUGCUUAAAGAUAAGGAUGAGAAGAUCGAGGCAAUCGAGGGAGAGUCGUCGUCUGAUCCAGGAACACCUGGCUCUUCAUCGAAAUCAAAAACAAUCGAGAGAACGAGUGAAGUGUCACAAAAAGUGUCUGAGAAAAAAGAGAAAGAUGGAAGACUGCUGGCAGAACAUGAAGCGUCGAAACUUGACAAGUCCAAUUUGUUUGCCAAGCAAGUUGAUACAUACCAGGGUGCUGCGUUAAUUGACAGAAAAGGAGAGGGCAGUUACGAAGAGAGCACAUUAGUACGCAGUGCUCUUCCUCAGGAUUCACAGGUGGCAACACCUCCGAGAAUGCACGUUGUCGAGUAUAUGAUGAUGUUUGGUGAUGACAAAAAGAACAACGAAAAUGAGUAUCUGAAAGGUACCACCAUCUCGUCCUACGUGCGUCUCAAUAAUAAUUUAACAACUCACGAGGAGCAGUUCAAAAAGAAGAUCCAGUUUGAAUUCAGUACUGCAGGAACAUCAUCGACUACAAUCGACUUGGAUAAUUUGUCUGAUUUGCUUAAUCAGACAGACUUUAACUGCCUAAGACCGCCAAAUAAAUUUUUGGAAGAUACACCGCUGAUUGUCGAGCAACCAAAAGCUAUUGACUGGCAGAGAGAACCUACAAGUGCACCGCCGGAGAAAGAUUUGCUCUUGGAGCAUGACGGUGUAGAUUAUGUCAUUUUUCGAGAAAAAGAAGGAAAAGUAUUAGAAGUUCGUGGUGGGCCGAAAGAUGCGCUCAUUGUCUAUGCCACACAGUCCACGCAUUCCAGUUUACUCUACCAAGAGGCUUUCCUUAUCACGUUCCGAACAUUUAUCAGCUCGCUGGAGCUGGUGAACAAGCUUAUCAAACGAUAUCUCUACAUGUCACUUGCCGAUGACUCGCAAUCAGAGUCAAUUGCCCGUCACACAUUCUCAGUGAUUGUAAGAAUCAUUGACGAGACUACACAAUAUGAAUUGGACUUUGAUCUCAUCACCUCAGUCACCUCGUUUGUGUAUCGUCUUAUCCAUGACGGGAAUUUUACGUAUUCCAGGAUUCUACGAACUCGUUUAUUGGAUCGUAUCAAAGAUUCUUUCGAUAUUCAGACUGUACUGGGAACUAAUCUUUGCAAACCAAGAAAACCCCAUGACCUAUUUGAUUUCAAGUCCGCAGAGAUUGCAUGCCAGCUUACUUUCAUUGAUUCUCAGCUUUACCAUAGAAUUGAGUCCGCCGAACUACUCUGGUGGGCUCAAGAACAAAACGAGAAAAAAAGCAAAAAUCUAGUCAAUUUUACAGAACAGUUCAAUAAUCUGUCCUUCUGGGUACGAACACUGAUCAUCACUCAAGGAACUCAAAAAGAAAGGGAGCGACACAUGAUGAAAUUUGUUAAAAUUAUGAAGCAUCUCCGCGAAAUGUGCAAUUUCAACUCUUAUUUGGCAAUUCUCAGCGCAAUUAUGUCCACGCCAUUGGCUAGGUUGGAAUGGAGCAAAAAUAUCAAAGAUGCUCUAAAGGAGCACACUGCAGUUAUGGACACAGCUCAGUCGUACAAAAAUUACAGAGCACUGUUACAAACAGCGAAGCCGCCAUGUGUUCCUUAUAUCGGCAUUAUCCUCCAAGACUUGACAUUUGUUCACGCCGGCAACCCAGACACUAUUCCAUCCGACCGAUGCCACGGCGCCAAGAACAUGAUCAACUUCCUGAAACGGUGGAACCAGUUUGCCAUUCUUGACAGCAUCCGCAAAUUGAAGAAAUGGAAUUAUGACAUAAAGAAGAACGACAUCGUAGUGCAGUAUUUUAAUGGCUUUAAAGACUGUAUCGAUGAGGAGCGCACUUGGCAACUUUCUCAUCAAAUUAAGCCGUCAAACCGAAAGUCCAAAACACAGGCAUAAUAUACAAUCCACAAUUCACAGCCCCUGUCAUUAUUUCUCAGAUUUCUUUUCUCACUUUCUUUUUUCAUUCAGCUCUCUCGUUCUCUCUUUCUCUACAUUUUUCCGACAGUAUAAUAAUAUUGACAAUGAUAAUAACAAUAAUAUAAAACAUGUUUAUA